GCUGUCGAUAGCGCAGAGCAUCUACACACCGCAAGUGUGCCGUGGUCGAACUGUUUUCUACAAAAGAAUCGCAGUUACUGUGGCUUCAAGAUCGAAAUCGACCAAAUACAGUUGUCAACAUCAUCUAGUUGCAUUGUAAAUCGUUGAAAGAAUAAGAGCUCGGUAAAUAUCGAAUAGACGCGGCAACUGUGUAUAUUCAGUCUUGCUGGGUCGGGCUUGGGGAAACAUCAGACAAUCGAGGACACAGUAGUGCUGCCGCUCAGCUAACAUACGGCGAACCCGGCAACUAGUUUACAGCACGCCAGCUUAGUGGUGUCAGUUAGUGAAUAGCGAUAGGUAUGGCCUCUGCGAAAGAUACGGCUACGUUCUUUACCCACGGCACCUGUCAACAUUUUGAGCAGGUUCUCAAAUUAUAUCCGCAAGCUCUACGACUGAAAGCAGAUAGGAAAGCUAAGAAACCCGAGGAACUGAUCAAAUUAGACAAUUGGUACCAAAAUGAACUACCGAAAAAAAUUAAAAGUCGUGGAAAAGACGCUCACCUCGUCCACGAGGAAUUGGUACAAUGCAUGAAAUGGAAACAGACGAGAGGAAAAUUUUUUCCACAGUUGUCUUAUUUGGUUAAAGUGAAUACACCCAGAGCUGUAGCUGCGGAAACGAAAAGAGCCUUUAGAAAAUUACCAAAUCUAGAAUUGGCAAUGUCUGCAUUAUCUAAUUUAAAAGGUGUCGGUACAACAAUGGCUUCCGCACUAUUAGCAGCAGCUUGUCCGGAAAGCGCCCCCUUUAUGGCCGAUGAAUGUUUAAUGGCCAUACCAGACAUCGAAGGUAUAGAUUACACGACCAAGGAGUACCUGAAAUUCGCCAAUCACAUCAAAUCAGUCGCCGAUAGGUUGAACAAAGCCGCCGAAGAAACUGAAAGACCUGAUGCUGUUCGUUGGUCACCGCACAAAGUCGAAUUGGCGUUAUGGACGCAUUACGUCGUUUCCGAACACAAACCAGAAUUGCUAUCUAGUAUUUUCGCCGGUAGUCCUUUGGAAAACGGAAACGCCGUUCCGAAACCGGUUGUAGUAGUACAUCAAAACGGCGAUUCGAUAGAUCCCGCGACGUCAGACGAAAGCAACCAAGGUCCUUUGAACGGAAAAACUAUCUUGGACGAAGACACUACCACCACCUCGUUUACGGAUAACAGUCCGCCGUCAUUGGAUCAGAACGAAGAGACAAACGACAGUGUCGUUUCUGGAUCAGAAGAAUUGAGCAAAGAUUCUCUAGGUUCGACGGACAGUAUCGGAGAGGCGACGAAACGGCCGUACGAAGACACCACCACCACCGUCCAACCGGCGAGCAAGAAAUUAAGAGAAGAUGUACAAGCUAAGUGACAAAUACGUAAUUACCUAUAAUUUUUUUUACUUUUUCGUUUUUAAGUAUAGUAUCUAAAAGGAAAACACAUUUUGUAAGAAGUUUCAUUAUUUAAAUUUCCCCCCUGUAUUUUCCGUUGUUUUAAUUAAUAGAAAUCGGUUCCCGAAGUUUUUCCACAAACUAAUUUUCGAAAAUAUUCUGUAUAAUCGAUAUACGAUGAAAAAAAGCUGGCUGUGAACGUAUUUCUAGUUUUUUUUUCUUUUCUUUUGGUGAUCACUUUUGUAAAACGCUCGGUAUAUAUUUUACAUUAUUUUUUUUCAUCAUUCUCUCACAUCAAAACUGUUGAAUUUAAACAAAUUCGUGUUAUUAUACAGAAUAGGGAAAAUUAAUUCGUGUUUAUCCCUCGUAUAUAAAAUCGAAAUCGGAAAUAGUUUGUGCGAGAAAAAAACGAGACGAAAUGUUCUCAGUAACGAUUUUUUUUUAUUUGAUACUCAAAUUGGAAAUGUCGAUUUUUCUGGAAAUAAAAUUUUUUUAUCCGGCUCGAAGGACCAUAAAUGUUUAUUAUUCGAUUUUUGUUUUGUUAUUCUUUUGGUAAGAGUGACUUAGAGGCGAUUUCAUAAUUUUACCAACCAUUCUCUUGGGUUACCGUUUUCCUUUCACUUUUUGGUCUUUUUGCUUUUGAAUAUAUCGCAGAAAUUAGAGUCUUGAUCAUUUUAAACGAAUUCACAGCUUCAACUAGCAAUGUUUUAGAGCCUCUAUUCUUGUCAGGUGAUGCGGAAUGAGCUCGAGGCUGUUUUACACAUUUCGCCCAUUUUCACAUCAAUUAGAGCCUUGAAUAAUCUUUGUCACAUUUUUGGCUCUUACUACCAAUAUUAGAGCCGAUAUUCUUGUUGGGUGAUGCAAAACGAGUCAAAGCUUUGUCAUGUCGAAUUUUUCUUUCACAUGUUUUUUCAAAAUCUUAUGUUUAUUUUAAUACGAACCAGUAUCCGAAAUCAUCUUUAAUGAAUUUUGGGCUCAUAUAAACAAAAUUAGAGCCUCUACUUUUAUUGGGUGAUGCGAAAUUAAUUCAAGCAUUGCCGUAAUGACUGUUGUUUUUCACAUUUUGGUUUUUUAUUUUAGAAUAUAUUGUUAAUUUUAACAUCAACCAGUAUCCUGUAUCAUUUUUAAUGACCGUUUAGUUCUUACUCACAUUUUGGUCUAUUUAUCAAAAAUAUUGGUAAUUUUGACAUCAACCAGUAUAUUUUGUUUUCUAGUAGUAAAAUUAGAGCCUCUAUUUUUAUUCAGUGAUGCAGAAUUGACCCAACUAUUAUAGGGAGAGUGUUUCUUCCACAUUUUUGUCUUUUUUUUUUAAAUAUAACGCUCUUUUCCAGGUCAGUUAGAAUCCUGAAUCAUUUUGAACGAAUUUCUAGCUCUUACCAGUAAUGUUAGAGUCUAUAAUUUUAUUGGUUGAUGUAAAAUUAACCCUAACAUUGUCGUGAUGACUUUUUCUUUCGCAUUUUUUUUUCUGUUUUCAACUCAUUUUCGAUAUAAAAGAGCGAUAUGAAUAUUAACAUCUUUUUUGGUUUUACGAAAAGAAUUAGAGCCUUUUGAUUUUUUUUUCUACAAAACCCACAUCGUUUUUAAGAAAAUAAAUUUUAUUUCUAGAAGAAUUAAGAAAUACUUUUAUUCAUUGAUUAUUUUUGUUUUUUAAUAAUACAUUUAGUCGUUUACGAAAUUUUUGAUACUGUUCUCUAUCAUCCCCUAAUAUAUUACCAUUACUAGGGUAGUUAAGUAAUUUAUUUGUUUCUUUUAAUGUAUUCCUUCUAACUUAGGCAUUCUUUUAUGAACUAAAAAAAUAUAUAUAUGAGAGGUACAUUCCACUAUUUCAGUUGGGCUUAAACAAAAAAAAAAUAAUAAUACUGAAUGUCUCAUUGUAAUUUUCAAUGUUCCGGUUCCGAAUAUUUCCUCAAUUAGAUGUUACACUACCUUCAAAACUAUUUAUUCGAGAAACGAAAUAUUGGGACACCCAGUAUACAUGAUAAGUUGCAUUUGUAAUCUUGUACAUAAUAUAAUAUAUAUAUUGAUACAUUCUUUUAUUUUAUAGCACUGGUUUAUCAUUUCUUUUUUUUUUCUUUACGUAUUUCGCCCACUUCAAAACUUACAUGGUUAGCCAACGUAGCUCAGAUCCAAAUUUAAAACAAAACCACUAGAACUUGUGAUUUAAACGUUUCUUGAUGAAAUAUCUAACUCUGUAAUCAGAAUAUCUACACAACUAUGUUAACUUAGCUGAUCAAUUCAAAUAUUGUAUUUUGUAAUUUAGUUAGAAAAUCCCUGCUACUUAGAAUACCGUUCAAUGAUUAAUUAUAUCAUUUUUGAGAGUCAUUUACUUGGUAUACGGUUGCUAAUUUAUUACUACAUUGUAUAACCUAUCAGUUUUAGUAAUAAAAUAUUUAUUGAUUAGUUAAAAUACCGUUGAGUAACUACAACAACUUAACUGAUCAAUUAAAAUAUUGUUAUUUGCUCAUUAGUUAAAAUUAAAAUUAGAAAAUCCCUGCCGAUUAGUUAAAAUACCGUCUGAUAAACGAUUAUAAGGUCGUAGCUAAUCAGUCUGUUAUUACUACUGAUUAGUUAGUUAUAAAAUCGAUAAAAUAUUGUUGUUGCUGAUAGGUUAAUUAGUAAAACUUUGUUCUUCUUUACCGAUUUGCUAAAAUACCAUGAAAUAAUGAUAAUAUCUUAACUGAUCAAUUGAAUAAACGUAGUUAAUUAGCUAUAGCAUCGUCGCCAAUCGAAAUACCUUUGAUCCUGAUUAGUUAAAAUAUUGUAACUGGUCAUUUAAAUAGUGUUGCUGAACAAUUUUUAAUAUCAGUUGUUGCUAAUUAUACCAUGAGUUACAUAUUUUAUAGAUUUUUUUUAAUUAUAAUUUUUAUGCAGGUUUUAUUGGAUUUUUUAAUAUUAUGGUAUGUAAUAGUAGGAAGAAGCUACGUUGCUAACUGAAAUUUGAUUUUAUGAAAUCGUAUAAGGUACAAAUAAAACGCAGAACGAUUUUGUAAUUUCGAUUUAUUAAUAAUAAUAAUAAUAAAUAGCAAAGCUCCGUUUUUGUUAUAAAUAUUUAUAUAUAUACAAACACUAUAUAUAUAGAGAGACAACAAAUAACUGAAUGCCUUUUAUCAAAUAUUGUAGUGUAUACACUUUUACAUAAAAAAAAUAAAUACUAGAUAAUAAUUUUUUUUUGAAUAUUCAUUAUGUUAUACGCCCUGUUCGAUUCUCGCGAAUUUGAAAAAAAUUAAACGGGCGUGUGUACAUAGAGUGGUUAUUUUAAAGAAAAAAAAACGGAUUUUGAAAAUCUCGUUCGUACUACAUUUUAUUUUUUAUAAUUUCAAAAAUGCCUCUCGUCACGCUUCUUCGAAUUGAGAUCUUCAAUAUCCGACACAUUAUUUAAUGUAAAAAAAAUAUCAUUUGUAGAUGAGUUUUGAGGUUUUGUAGGAUAUUUUCAUAAAUAUAAAUAUUUCACGGC
This is a messenger RNA of Diorhabda sublineata, 4846 nucleotides long. RefSeq lists its product as uncharacterized. Bases 339 to 1373 code for a protein of 344 amino acids. The record is from RefSeq and is a predicted model, not a curated record. Lineage: Eukaryota; Metazoa; Arthropoda; Insecta; Coleoptera; Chrysomelidae. The transcript is spliced from 6 exons.